AUAUAUUCGUACAUACUUACCUGUAUUAUUAUCAUUUGAUGUAAUAUACCAAGAUUACACGAUGUCUUUUCGGCUGUUGUGGAUUUUUUCAAUAAUAAAUACUGUAUGGACGUUUUAUUUGCCGGGUUUGGCACCGGUUAAUUACUGUAAAAUUGGUGAAGGAUCUGAGCUCUGCAAAUCUGAUAUUAAAUUAUAUGUCAAUCGAUUAAAUACAGAAGAGUCGGUUAUACCUUAUGAAUAUUCGUUCUUCGACUUUUGUGUGAGCGACGAUACACAGUCUCCGGUUGAAAACUUGGGUCAGGUUGUGUUUGGCGAAAGAAUAAGGCCAUCGAAUUAUGAACUGACGUUUAUGAAAAAUGUCACCUGUCAAAAAGUUUGUACAAAAUCGUACACCGGAGGUGAUAAAAACUCGGAAGACGAAUUAGACAAAUUGCGUGAAGGAAUCCGGCUGAAUUAUCAACAUCAUUGGAUUGUUGACAAUAUGCCUGUAACAUGGUGCUACCCAUUACCAAAUGUCCCGAGUGACUCAGAAAAAAAACAAUAUUGCAGCACCGGGUUCCCAAUGGGAUGUUUCUUGCAUGAAGCUAGAUCCUCUCAGGAAGGUUGCAAUCCAAACUCAAUGUACGACAAGGCAAACACUCUUUACUUAUACAACCACGUGGACUUGGAAAUAACGUACCACAGUGGAGAAAAAGAAGACUGGGGAGCUGGAUUCCGAGAUAAUGGAGGUCGUAUUAUCGCCGUGAAAGUGACACCUCGUAGUAUCAAGCAUCCACCGAAUGGAGAAGACUGCACUUCAAAGUACCUGCUGGACAUUCCUGCGGAAAAAUUGGGCAAAGACCAAAAGCUAUCAAUCACCUACACCUACUCCGUGAACUAUGUUAAGAACAACACUAUAAAGUGGUCGUCUCGGUGGGACUACAUUCUCGAGUCAAUGCCGCACACAAAUAUCCAGUGGUUCAGUAUUCUCAACUCCCUGGUUAUUGUUUUGUUCUUAUCUGGAAUGGUCGCGAUGAUUAUGCUAAGAACUUUACACAAAGACAUUGCGCGUUACAAUCAGGCUUAUUUUCAGAUUGAGUCUGGUGAAGACGCGCAAGAAGAGUUUGGCUGGAAGCUGGUUCACGGUGAUGUAUUUAGGCCACCAAGAAAAGGAAUGUUGCUUGCUGUUUUUCUUGGCUCAGGUGUUCAAGUAUUUUUCAUGACUCUUGUAACUCUAGCAUUCGCGUGUCUCGGUUUUCUUUCACCGGCAAACCGUGGAGCGUUGAUGACCUGUGCCAUGGUGCUGUAUGUUUGCCUUGGUACACCGGCUGGUUACGUCUCUGCAAGGAUCUACAAGAGUUUCGGUGGUGAGAAAUGGAAGACCAAUGUUUUGCUGACAGCGAUGCUCAGUCCCGGAAUCAUCUUCAGUUUAUUCUUUAUAAUGAAUUUGAUCUUCCGGGCAAAAGGAAGCUCGGCAGCAGUGCCUUUCAGCACACUUGUUGCUCUUCUGGCUCUGUGGUUUGGAGUUUCGGUACCACUAACAUUUGUUGGUGCCUAUUUUGGAUUCAGAAAACGAUCAUUGGAACACCCCGUGAGGACAAAUCAAAUUCCGCGUCAAAUUCCCGAGCAAAGUUUCUACACGCAGGCAAUACCUGGAGUUGUUAUGGGUGGUGUUCUACCAUUUGGCUGCAUAUUUAUCCAAUUAUUCUUUAUUCUCAAUUCUAUAUGGUCAAGUCAAAUGUACUAUAUGUUUGGAUUUCUAUUUUUGGUUUUCUUGAUACUCAUUAUAACAUGCUCAGAAACUACGAUACUUCUCUGUUAUUUCCAUUUAUGUGCCGAGGAUUACCAUUGGUGGUGGAGAAGCUUCUUAACAUCAGGAUUUACAGCAGUCUAUUUAUUAAUUUAUUGUAUUCACUUCUUUGUAAAAAAAUUAAAUAUCGAAGAUGGAACUUCAACAUUUUUAUACUUUGGAUACACUCUAAUAAUGGUAUUUUUGUUCUUCCUUUUGACGGGUUCAAUCGGAUUUCUCGCGUGUUUCUGGUUUGUAAGAAAAAUUUACAGUGUAGUUAAGGUCGAUUGAAAAUAUUUAAGUAUUUAGAAGCCGUGGUAACUUUAAGUUAAACUUGUGAGAAUAAAAUAAAGUCGUUUUCGAAGUUGACAUCAGCUUCAAUUUUGCCAGUAAUUAUAAAAAAAAUUUGUAAUAAAUUAUUAUUAUUAAAUCAGUAUUCAAAUUAUUUUAUUAUAACAUCACUCUUAUAAUAAAUAUAAAUAUAUUUUUUACACGAUAAAUUUUUUACGCGUUUGAAACUGAUGUCAACGACGUUAACGCACAAAUUUGAGUGUUAAAACGAGUGAACGCGUAAAUGGAGUGCGACUUAAUGAUUAAUUAAUUAAUUAAUUUUAUUAAGCUUAAUCUUAACCACUAAAAUUACAAUUAUAAUUUUUUUUUUAUAAUUGACCUUUGAGGUCUGAUAAAUCACGUGUACAAAUU
Cotesia glomerata is the source of this 2470-nucleotide messenger RNA. RefSeq names its product transmembrane 9 superfamily member 2 (gene TM9SF2). NCBI's taxonomy places the organism in Eukaryota, Metazoa, Arthropoda, Insecta, Hymenoptera, Braconidae. Gene Ontology annotation, cellular component: membrane. The record is from RefSeq and is a predicted model, not a curated record. Bases 62 to 2059 code for a protein of 665 amino acids. The transcript is spliced from 11 exons. Gene Ontology annotation, biological process: protein localization to membrane.